GGGGGGAGAACAGUUCUUUCCUGUCCCUUGCGGUCUUUCUGUCUGUCUGCAUGUGAAGUCUGAGUGAGUGGACGUGAGUAGCGGGUGUUCAGGUGCUUUUACAGAGUCUGGACGCCGUGUGAGGGACUGCAUGUUGUCAUGUUAGCCACUACUUUAAUUAUCUGCACUUGUGAAAAAUAGCUUGUAAUUAUUUUUGUUAGUCUGAUUGUAGUUGAUUUGCUGAGCCACUUGAAACGGACACGCUGCGGCCUCGUUCGUCUAAUUCAGUGUUAGUUAGUCAGUUGGCUUUAAUUUAUUUACAAUUGAGCCACAAUGUCCACUGACUGCCAGACCACUGCCAAGACCAUCCCGUCCACCAGGAGGGUUAUAGUGAACGAAGCGGAGCACAUGCCCCAUGACUACUCCACCACUCCCGGAGGAACCCUGUUCAGCACGACACCGGGUGGGACCAGGAUCAUCUAUGACCGUAAGUUCCUGCUGGACCGUCGCAGCUCUCCACUGGCCAAGACUGCUCCCUGUGGACUACCAAACAUUCCAGGAGUGACCAGUCCUAAAGAACCCAAUAUGAAAGCCUGUAGUGGAGAACUACUGAACAACAAUGAUGUCACUGCACCUGACAGUAACAACACUAGUGAUGAUGCACAGUUUGAAAUGGACAUCUAAGCAGGCCUGGAUGAAGAAGAGGGAAGAUGUCACACUUACCAACGUGAUGCUGCGAAGAAGGGUUAAAAGAGCGCCUCGUCUCUUUCCUUUUACUCAUUCCAUAAAGAUCAACAACACUGAAGGCAGUCAGUGUCUAAAACAUCUUUCUGUCUGUCUGUGUCGUCCUGUUUAAAUGUUUGUUCCGGAAAAAAAUUGUAAUGAAGCCAUGUCUGCCUGCCUCAGUGCUAAAAUCACAUUUACAUGAGACAAAAGUGUGCCUUCCCAUAAUGACUACAAGUGUUAAAUCAAAGCUGGGAUUUAUUUACUUCAAACCAUCGAGCCUCAUCCCUCGCUACUAAGAAAAUAUCCAGUUAUUUGAAUUCAUUAACAUUCCAGUGAAGUUUGUCACCUCAUGUGCUUUUAUAACAAUAUAUUUGCCAACAGCACCAUCUGAGGUUACCUUGAUUGUCUUUAGUACACUUGAGUAUACUGUAUAAUGUCAUGUACAAUCGGGAUCAUGCUCCUAAGAAUUGUUAAAUUGCGUUCAUCUAAUGUGUUUAUCCAGAGAAUGCACAACAGAAUCUAAAAAGUUUUUUUUGAACUACAAAGAUUAAAAUAAAAAAACCUGCAAGCAAAC
This is a messenger RNA of Cynoglossus semilaevis (tongue sole), 1279 nucleotides long. Its product is annotated as eukaryotic translation initiation factor 4E-binding protein 2-like. Gene Ontology annotation, molecular function: eukaryotic initiation factor 4E binding. Gene Ontology annotation, cellular component: cytoplasm. The record is from RefSeq and is a predicted model, not a curated record. The transcript has 3 exons. The coding region runs from base 313 to 663 and encodes 116 amino acids. NCBI's taxonomy places the organism in Eukaryota, Metazoa, Chordata, Actinopteri, Pleuronectiformes, Cynoglossidae. Gene Ontology annotation, biological process: negative regulation of translational initiation.